UUCAGGGGUGCUGUAGGAUGUGGAAACGAAAAGAAGCUCACUCUCUGUACUCAUUCAUUUCCUUCUAAGUUUUAUUUCGAUACUUAAGAUUACUUUGCGAUCGCAAUGAAGAUAAUGGUUGUCGUUCACUUUGUUAAUGUAAAUGUAAUUAUAUGGUUAGUAGUGUUUUUGCAAUUAACUUCAUCGAUAGGAACAAUCGCAAAGAAAACAAAAUUAUGUGGCGAUGAAGCUUGUUCAGAGAAGUUAUUCGAAGGAAGGUUUCAUCGCUCAUCGUUAGCUACUCACGAGUCAUUCCUAUCGCCCAAUGAAAAUGAUGUUGUCAGUGUUUAUGCAAUUAAAUUCAGUGAUCGAACGGAUUUAAUGGAAGGCGCUCUUGUCCGUGAACCAGCAAGGAAAGGACAUUUUUUCUCGAUGCAUAUUAAUCUCGAUGAUUACGUGGAAUUCCUUAAAAAUGCAGUUGUAUCCAAUAAAACAAUGUUUAUGGUCAGUAGAGAUCCACGCGAUCAUCCUUCUCACAGAUUAGUCGGUGUCAAAGCAGCUCUGCCGGAAUUAAUUAAAGAUUAUGAAGUGAAUGCCAAGCGUCUUUCUGAUGAAAGACAGUUACCAGCAGAACAAAUUGACUACGCCGCAUUGGGAUACUUUUCCGACUCCGAAGGGCAUGGACAUUCACACGGUCAUGGGCAUUCCCAUGAUCACGGACUUUCUCAUGAACACGAGCAUCAUCAUGACCACAACAUGCACACACAUUCGCACGAACAUAUCCGAACUGUGCAACAAACAACUCAACCUAUAAUCUCUUCUGAAAAAAUAACAGUUCCACCACUUCCAGCAAUGAAUGUUCCAACGAGUGAACCGAAGGAGAUACCUACUGUAACAGUCAAUUCAGUCUCUCAUCAGGAGAUGCCUCUUCUCAACCCUGAAUUGAAUGUCGUACCAGAGAUCCCUAUAUCGCAAAAUCAAAAUCUAAUGCAAGAACCUGCUUCUCCUAUGUUGCUGUCAGACGCGGGAUCGACUUUAAAAGUCAUUCCUGAUGUUUCUGUAGUGCCUGGGCUUCCUUCAGUUGUGGAAGAAUCGUCAGCUCUGUCUGAAGAUUUGCCCCCAUCUGGCACAGCUGAUAUCAGUUUUGCAGACGAAGGUAAUCUUCCACAUAUCGAAUCAUCGCAGGAAAAAAUAUCAUCAACCACGAACGUUGUGAACACACAGUUGCUUACACAACCUCUUCAAUCGAUGUCUAUGCAACAAGUUAAUAUGAAAUUACCUCACUCGGUGGUUAUGACUACUCCUGCAUCAGUUGGAGUUCUUGAGUCAAAUCUCCCCCCCACUCCGGAUAAUAUAUCACAAAUUAAUUUGCCUCCUUCCUCAGUCAAUUUACCCGUACCAAAUGUUCCUUCGCAAACCGAUGUCCCUCAACCAACUCCUUCCCCGCACUCCGUAGCAGUGGGAUCAGAUGAAACACUACCUGUACCAUUAGAAACUGCGCAUUCAGAUUUUCUUCAUGUAUCUUCAGCACCACCGCCUUCUCCAACAAAAAACCAUAUUGCUAUAUCGAAAGGAUCAUCUCUAAGUGAUACUACAGCAGUCCUCACAGAUAAUGGUGUUUUGUCUGUGUCCCUUUCUCCUCAUACGGAACCAGCGGUAGCCACCUUCUCUGCUUCACGGUUUGAUCCAGUUGUAGUACCGUCUGAGUCCGGUUCUGCAAUGAAAAAUGAGCCCAAGCUGGAAUCAGAGGAAAAAGAAACAACGAUAAUUAACCAUCUGCUUGAAUCACCACCGUCUUUACCUAUUACUACCGUGCUACCUCAUGAUUCAGUAGGUUCUCAGGCCUUAAAUCCAUCAUCAACUGAUGUUAUCUCACAACAUGAACAGGAAGCACAAAAAAAUCCUAAGGCAGAAAUGGACACGGAGCGAGGAGAUAGCAAUGGACUUGUACAAACAGAGGAAGAAGUGAAGACAGAUAUUACAGAGGAAGAUGGAUUAGGCUAUUGCAUAAAAGGUGAAUGUGACAAGGUUUACAAUACUCCUAUAGCUGAUGAAAAGUCGGGGGCAGGAUAUUUAUUUGUGAUUAGCAGAUGGCUCAGCAAAUUGAUUGAUAUUGCACGUUAUAUCCUGCCGUCAUCAAUCAGUAACAUUGACGAUGCAGGAGUUUUGGUAACAUUUUUCGUUCCUAUUUGUUUAUUGACUCAUUUACUACGGAUGCUAGUUUUUACGGAUACUUCUGAUAAGGAUAAUUUUGAUCGAAGAAUGCUACAUAAUGCAUUGACAACCAUUAGACAACGUGAAAUACAGAUAAAGUUGUUGCAUGCUGAAAUGGAGAAAGGGAAAAAUGCAUGGGAUACUGAAAUGGACGAGAAAUUCAAAAAUUUGCAAACAGAAAUGAGUCAGUUGAAAGCUAAGUGUCAUAUGCUUGAAGAAGAAAAUGAUAAUCUGAAAGCAGAAACGGAUGAGACGAGUCAAAUGGUUGAAAGAGAACGUUUGAAAUGCAGAGAUUUAAUAGAGCAAAAUAGAAAUCUUGCUGAGAAAAAUGAGUUGCUAAUGAAACAGUCAUCUGAAAUACAUACCACUGUAGAAGUGUUGCAUCAAGAAAAUGAACGUUUGGUUAAUGAAGUUACCAAAAAGAGUGCACAGUUAAUACGUCUUGAAUCGGAAGCAAAUUCACAUACGCUGGAAAUUAAAAAUUUGAAAGAUCAGUUAAAAACAUCCGUAUCAGAAAGCAAAGUACUACACCAACGUGUGGAAGAACUUCAAAAUGAGAUUGUUCAGUUGUCGGAGAUUAUAAAUGAAAUACGUGAUUCGGAUAAUGCUGUUCAUGAUCAGUCAUCAGCUGCUGAGGGAGUGAAUGGCGAACAAUUACAGGAUGAUCUAAACGGUGGAAAUGGAAAUGGUUGGUCAGAUUUUGAUGAAUUUGAUAUAGACAAUCCAACAACAGCAGAAGUACCAGUAAGACCUAAAAAAGAUCGUGUAGCGGUUGCACGAUUUUCAUCUGCUGAAAUUAUGGAAGUUGCGAAACUCAGAGUGCAGUUAAAGACUGUUGAGGCUGAUUUUGAUCAAGCAAAAUUAACACUACAAAAGCAGCUAAAUGAGCGAGAUCAUUUAUUGCGUAAAGUUGAAUUUGCCGAAGCAGAAGCUAUGAAACGAUCGAAAGAAGUGGAGGCAAAGGAAGCAGAAAGAAUUGAAGCGCAAAAUCAAUUCAAAAGAAUUUUAGGGAUGGUCGAAGAACGAGAAGCGAAAUUACGAAGUGCCGAAGAACUAACAGAAAAAUUGCGUAGUGAAAUAAUGAAAUGGCAAGAAGAAGUAAGACAAUUGGAAGACCAAAAGAAAACUGUGGAAUUUAAAUUACUGGAAACUGAUCAAGAACUGAAACGUUUGAAGGCAGAAUACGCCAAGUUGGAGACGCGUAAUUUCCAUGAAAUACGUCAGUGUAAGCAAACGAUAGCAGCUUUACAACGGCAGUCAUUGGAACAAGUUCAUCUGUCAAAUCCAUCAUCAAAUGUGCUUGAUAACGCUAAUAUGUUGAAUAUGUCGGCGUCGUCAUCAUCAGAUCGUGAUUAUGGUGCAUCAGUCAGCAGUGGCCUAGUUGCACCAUCGUUAUUAUCCCAUGUACGACCUUUGUGGGAUGACGAGCCACCCGAGAUUUUUUCAUCUCAUGGAGAAUCGUCCGUAUUAAAAAAGGUAGAUCCCCCGCUAAAUGAUGUGACACCAGAAAAUGGUAAUAUCAGCCACAACAGAGAGUCGAAGCAACGAAGAAGUAUUAGGGAACGAGAGCAUAAUAUUGGUGUAAACGUAGAUGGUAUACAAUCACGUCAUAAGAAGGAAGGUAGGAGGAUGCGUUCACGUUCACAUGGUCGUCAUCCUUUUCGUACGGAUUAUGUUCCAAUCUUGGGUAUGCCUGGAUAUCCAGGACCUUCCGCAGAUUUUUGUGCUAGCACAAUCCUCAAUAAACAAAAUAGCAAAAGUAGUAUGCUGUAUUAUUCGUCCGGUGGUUCAAAUGAUGGCCGUUCGCCUCCUCCAGAAAUGGCACUUCUUUCGGGUAUCCCCCCUCCGGGCCCAAUGAUCAAAAAACCAACGCCACGGCCAAAAAGUAGCACUGAAUUACUGUAAAGGCGUUAAAGUUAAUAUCUCGUGCAGAAGAUCUGUAUGUUAUAUAGCUUCCUUUGGAGUCUUUUUCGUGUUAUGGGAAACAUUUCUUUUUUAAUUUUGGAAAAACAUCAUUUGGCUUCAAAGUGGAGAACAAACGUACUGGGCUAUGGAUAAGAAUGUAGUUUUGUCUGUUUGUAUUUCAGUUUUUCUAACUGUUUUGAGACUGUGAUCAUAAAACUUUUGUUGUUUUUUCCAUAAAAUUUUUCGCUGUCUUCCGAAAUAUUGUUAUUUAACUGUUGACAUAAAAGUAAUCCUACCUGUCCUUAUUGGUGCUGGUACGAGUAUAAAAUUAUCACUUUUGUUACACGUUGAUAUCGCUUUAACUUCUUGCAUUUUUC
Molecule: messenger RNA, 4475 nt
Organism: Loa loa (African eye worm)
Lineage: Eukaryota; Metazoa; Nematoda; Chromadorea; Rhabditida; Onchocercidae
Exons: 23
Coding region: 106-4098 (1330 amino acids)
Biological process (GO): autophagosome assembly; cellular response to nitrogen starvation; autophagy
Cellular component (GO): phosphatidylinositol 3-kinase complex, class III, type I; phosphatidylinositol 3-kinase complex, class III, type II; phagophore assembly site
Source: RefSeq, a predicted model, not a curated record